AUGAUCGGUUGCGAAGAUGAAUGGCAAAUGGUAGGCAGUGAAAUCGGCCAUUGUUGCUUGGUAGCGCUACCGGUAGGUAGUAGUGAAAUGGGUCAUGGUUAUCUGCCUGUGUGGCAAAGAAAUGGUGGCGAAGGAACAAUUCAAUUGGGUAAAGCAAUUGGAGAUGAAAUUUCCCUGAUGAAAUCAAAAAUGGAUCGGGAUUAUUACGUCAAGUUUGCGGUCUUCUUGUUGAAGAUUGAACUUAGAGAAAAGGGAGAAUCCACAGAGAUUCUAGAUUUCAUUUUAAAAGCGGAAUACAUCAGAUUCAUGUAUUAA
Trichoplax adhaerens is the source of this 315-nucleotide messenger RNA. RefSeq lists its product as uncharacterized. Lineage: Eukaryota; Metazoa; Placozoa; Uniplacotomia; Trichoplacea; Trichoplacidae. The record is from RefSeq and is a predicted model, not a curated record. The coding region runs from base 1 to 315 and encodes 104 amino acids. The transcript has 5 exons.